AUGGAUUCUUUUAUUGAAAAAUUCGUGAGUUACGUCCAGAAAAGUGGCAUAGACAGAGAAAAGUUACUAAAGUCUAGUUUGGAUGAACAGGGUUGGUUUGGCCAAGCUUGCAAGAGCCUAAAGCAGAAAAAUAACUUCAGUAAUCGAAAGCGGAAUAGAUGCUUUUUAGGUUUAACUGAAAAUGGUCCCCAAGGCAACGAUGAAUGUUUGCAGAACCUACAGAGCAUAGUAACAUGUAACAACAAUGCCUUAGCCAAGUGGUUGCAUGAUAACCAAACAAUCGUCCGGAGCAACAGAGAUGAUAUCUUAAAGAUACUGCAAGGGGUACAUGAACUUGAAGAAGAAGGAGAAGAGGUUAGUUGCAGGACGUACGCCAACUGCACCGUGCAUCUUUUAAGUAGUGCAGUUGAAGAAGAGGUGUACCAAGGCCUCCGCGAAAAAGAUGCAACAUCAACUGAGCGUAUCUGCUUCGCGGUAGAAAAUGCCAUUUCGCCCUGCAUUGCUAUCACAAAUAGUAAACGCGAGAAUCGUUCGCGUUACAUUAUUUAUCUCAAAUGUAAAUUUGAGAUGUGCAGAUUAUUUAAGAUACGUCAUAAAAAAGGUAAACGCCUGGCCAAUUUUUAUGAAGUGGUUACAGACCACUCAAUGGCAAUGAUAAAUGCCGUUUUAACUGGUUGGAUUGGAGUUGAUUUGAGAGGUCGUUUUGCGGAGUUGUUAAAAAACCAUGUUGAUGCGCGUACGAAAGAAAUUCUACUGCAAAUACCCGCUUCUCGUAAAAGAAAAAUAAAAACAGUGGUAAAAGAAUGUGAGGAAAAUUAUUGGGGAAAACGUAAACCUUUCAAAAGUUAUUUCAACAGCAUAAUCCGCUUGCCUAACCAGCGCUUCUCAAUGAAUUUUGAAAACAGAUGGGUCUUGAGAUCCGCUCUGAACUUCGCAAGUGAUGGAGAAUUAGUCAGAGAAGUAGAGAGUUCCAGAGAAAAUGCCAGUGCAAGAGAACAAGAUAUGAAGAUAUAUGAGAAAAGAAAGGGGCACGAGCAACUAGACGAGCAGCAUAGUUCAAAGCUUUACUUAAAGGAUAGAGUAUAG
Molecule: messenger RNA, 1086 nt
Organism: Helobdella robusta
Lineage: Eukaryota; Metazoa; Annelida; Clitellata; Rhynchobdellida; Glossiphoniidae
Exons: 8
Coding region: 1-1086 (361 amino acids)
Source: RefSeq, a predicted model, not a curated record